Molecule: messenger RNA, 2898 nt
Organism: Oreochromis aureus
Lineage: Eukaryota; Metazoa; Chordata; Actinopteri; Cichliformes; Cichlidae
Product: B-cell receptor CD22-like
Exons: 11
Coding region: 80-2152 (690 amino acids)
Source: RefSeq, a predicted model, not a curated record
GCCUUUCCUGUGAGCACAUUCAGCUUUUAAAGAUUCAAACAAACAACUUUCAGACUAGGAGCUAAAAUCUACAGCAAUCAUGAUCUUGGAAGAAGCUGGAUUUUUUGGGGUGGGUUUGAUUCUGUGUCUCUCAGGUGUUAAUGGAGGAGAAACCAGGAUCUGUGCUCUCAAAGGUUCAUCGGUGAAUCUGCACUGCUCACAUCAACAUCUGACUUCAAGCAGGAAAUGGUUCACUGUACACUUGAAUGGAUCAAUGAGUGAGCUUUCUGUGGAUGGACAACGUGUAACGUACAACAUGUCUGAAGAGAAAAACCCAACUUUAACCAUCAAUGAUCUAAGAGAGAGUGAUGCAAACACUUACUGCUGUAUGAAGACUACAGACAGUCCAGGAAACUGUUCAGUCAGUAAUAUUACUCUUCAAGUUGUUACAGAGCUGCAGGUAAAGGUGAUUCCUGCCACAGAGGGACAGACAGUAACACUGAUGUGCAGCAGCAGCUGUCCUCUGACUGAAAAGCCUGCAGCCUACAUCUGGUACAAGAACAGAGAGUUUCUCUAUGAGGACUGGUCUCCCUGGUACCAAGAGCUGCUCAGCAGUGAGGAAGCAGUCACAUACUCCUGUGCUGUCAAAGGCUACGAGGAUCUCAGAGCCCCUGAAGUCUCUGUGGGUUCCAUCACAGAGACCUGCUUCAGUGUGACCUAUGCUAAAGGGAGAAUGUGUUCUUACAGACAGACAUCAGUAGAUGAGCCGUGCUCCAUCACAUAUCCCAGAGAUAUUGUCAGACUGACCUGUAACACCAGCUGUGCACUGACUGAGCCUGAAACUCAGUACAUGUGGUACCACAACAGAAGCAGAAACUACAGGAAUCAAAAUAUUUCAAUUAAUCGCUCUGCAAAAGACAAGUUCUCAUGUGCUGUGAAAGACCACGAGUACCUUCAGUCUCCAGAAGUCUGUGUUCAGGAUAAAAACUGCUGGAGAGUGAAUUAUGUCAGCAGGAGAAUCUGUGCUCUGGAAGGAUCUUCAGUCAACAUCACAAAGGUUCACAUAAUGAGGACUGCAGAGGAAAAAAAGGGGUCUGUCACAUUGACCUGUAACACCAGCUGUAACCUGACUUACCCUCAAACUGCCUACAUUUGGUACAGAAAUAGAGAAAGCUAUAGUGAGAAUCAACAUUUUAUUGCUGAAUAUCGGCCUAAUUUGUGGAACUGGGGACCAAAUGUCUUUUGUGCAGUUAAAAGCAACGAGUAUCUUCUGUCUGCAGAAGUCUGUGUUCAUUAUGAAGUAAACUGCUCAGCUGUGAAUUAUGUCAGCAGGAGAAUCUGUGCUCUGGAAGGAUCUUCAGUGAACAUCACAAGUGAAUACUCACAUCCUGAUAACAUGAAGCCAAAGUUUAAAUGUUGGAGUAAAAAAUGGAGAAAAGAUAAAGUGGAAGUUGAAGAGCUGAUUGAGUCUGCAGGUCGUGUGGAGUAUCAGGACAACAUGAAGAACCAACACAUCCUGACCAUCAACAACCUGAAGAAGAAUGACUCAGGAGGAUACACAUUCAGAUUCAACAAAGAUCAUGAAGGAUGGACACAGUCUGAUCUGCCUGGAGUCUUUUUGAUUGUUACAGAGCUGAGAGUGAAGAUGAGUCCUUCUGCAGUGGUGACAGAGGGUCAGAGAGUCACACUGACCUGCAGUACCAGCUGUCCUCUGACUGACAACACAAACUACAUUUGGUACUUGAACAGUCGACCUCUGACCCCGAGAGAAAACCAGAACAAACAUCUGAUCCUAGACCCAGUCAGCAGGGAGGAUGCAGGAAGCUACUCCUGUGCUGUGAAAACCAACAAAGAUAUCAGCUCUGCUCCAAAGACUCUCACUGUCCAAAGUAUCACAGGAACAUGGACACCAGCAGCUGCAGGAGUUUCUGCAGCUCUGCUGCUUUUAAUACUUCUCACUGUCUUCUGGUGUGUUAGAAAAAAGAGGACUUCCAGUCAGCCUCCAAGAAGGGAAACUUCAGACAACAAACAGCAGAUGAACCCUGACCUCAAAUAUGAAAACAUCUCAGCUCAGUCAGCAGAGCAGGAUGAUCAUCACUACAGCAGACUGCACUUCAGUGACAACCACACAGCUGACCUCUACUCCACCAUCGAGCCACUGCCUGCUCACUAAAGAAGUGUUUGUUACCAUGGUGAUUUAAAGGGACCGUUUCCCCUUAAGGUUUUUGUGUCUAAAAUAACUUUAGUAUCAUAGCAGAGACACCAAAGCUGCUACAUCAGUCAGUGUUUGUACUCUCUGUACUGGAUCAUAAAAAACAGAAAGGAAUAACAGAAAUAUAGAAAUGCCUGAGCUUUUCCAUUCAAACAUAUCUGAUAAUGAAAUGCAUGUGUUACAAAUGUCAGAAAUGAAAACAUCAAAGCUAUCAUGUCUGCAGGAACUUAUUUUAUUUAUUUUUUUAAUUUUUUGGAAUGAAAAUGUAAUGAAAUGUGAUCAUAUCACAUGUUUAACUCCUUUAUAAAAGUGAAAAAAUAUAAUAAUAAAGCCAGAGAAUGUUGAUAAGUAAUAGAAAACAAAAAAUUCAAAGGUAAAAUCAGUAUGAAGUGGAAAAAUGUCCUGCAAUACAUCAAUUCUUCACUAGAGGGCUCAUCUGCGAGGAAAAAGAAAAGAUAAAUGAGGAAGUGAUGGUGUUAAAGCUGAAUGCAGUUUAUCUGCAGACACACACAGGUCAGUCAUUCCUGUUAGAUGUUGAUUUUUGACAUUCAAUCAUGUUUUUGAUAUUUUCUAAUCUCUAAUGAUUUUUAUGAAAUAUGUACUACCAGUGAUCAGCCAUUUAUCACAAUAAUGUUAAUCAACAUACAACCACCUUUCUUGUUAAGAGUAAAAAAUCUAUAACAGCCAUGAUGAUGGCAGAAGCUGGA